Messenger RNA from Paramormyrops kingsleyae, 2428 nucleotides. RefSeq names its product zDHHC palmitoyltransferase 4 (gene zdhhc4). Gene Ontology annotation, cellular component: Golgi apparatus; endoplasmic reticulum. Gene Ontology annotation, biological process: protein targeting to membrane; peptidyl-L-cysteine S-palmitoylation. Lineage: Eukaryota; Metazoa; Chordata; Actinopteri; Osteoglossiformes; Mormyridae. Gene Ontology annotation, molecular function: protein-cysteine S-palmitoyltransferase activity. The record is from RefSeq and is a predicted model, not a curated record.
GUGAGUUUAUGAGUGUGCAAAGUUGUCACUCUAACCAGCUGAUCAAAGUUGGCAACCCUGACUUCACUUAAUGGGGCCUCACAUAUUUAUCGAUGUAUCUUUCAUUGAAUUAUUCACCGGUAUUUCCCUCGCAAUAAAUAAGUAUUGCUUUCAGGGUGAUUCUACAAUCAAUAUUCCGUCUUCUGCUGAAUUUAAUAAUGAACUACGGCUGAACGGCAAGGGUCUUUCGUGUUUCAGCAAUGCCCUUGAAUUAACAUCUUACUUUAAACUUUGUUUAAUGGACAUCGAUACGGACACGAGGGAAACCCGGAAGUAAUCGGCCAGUGUAAUUGUGCUUCUGGAUCAAACUAUGAGUUGUGUUAGUCGUUGUAAUGUUGGUGCUUGAAACAUAUUAUUUUUUCCCAGUUGUAAUGGUAGUGGGUUCAUGAGUUAGGCGGUUAUAUAUAAUGUAUGUAGAAUAAAACCGAAUAGCCUAGCAUUUGAGUUCUCGGUUGCAUUUACAAGAGAGAUGUCAGUAAAGGCACGAAGAUUGGUGGCUGCACGCUGCUGAUGAGAGGUUUGCAAAGCAAAACGAUAAACGGGCACUGGAAGAGCAGCAAACAUCCCGUCCUUGUUAAACCCCAUGAAACGAUGCCAGUGCUCCAGUACAGGAAGCAGGAAAUGGCGAGGCUGGGAAUUACAGGCGGCCGAGCAACUUUUCUCUAACCGGUCUGGAGUUACACGAAGAGAUGUAAUUUUAAAACCGGCGGAAAAGAUGGAUUUCCUCUUGCUGUUUGCGAUCUAUGUGCUGUUCAUAUUGAGCUGCAUCGCUCUCGUGUGUAAAUGCUCCAGCAAUCGACAAACUCCUUUCGAAAGAUUUCUCAGCUUUGCCUCCGAGAAAAUUUCAGCCUGGAUUCCUCUGCGGCUCCAAAGGAUCUUUUAUAAGGCUCAGCACAGUGUCUUUCAUCAAAGGAACAGGCUGUUCCUCUAUCUGCAGCUGUUUCUGGAGGCAGCUGUGUUUGCAGAGUUCAGCUAUGAAGUCUUUGGGUUCUGCAGGGAGAUGGAUAGCGGCCUCCCUAGCCUGUGUGUGCCUUAUGUGUUACUUGCUGGAAAAUCCUACUACUUCUACCAGUGCUGUUGCAAAGACCCCGGUACAAUCACAAAGGAGAACCAUUCUGCCCAGGUUCAGGUGUAUCAGUACGACAGGAGACUGUUCCAUCCAGCUGUCACUUGUCCGACUUGCCUCCUGGUAAAACCUGCCAGGUCGAAACACUGCAGGGUGUGCAAUAGAUGCGUGCAACGAUUUGACCACCAUUGCGUGUGGGUGAACAACUGUAUCGGGGCCCAGAACAGCAGAUACUUCCUGGCGUACCUGCUGCUGGUGUGCGCCGUGGCAGCGGACAUAGCAGUGCUGACGUCGGACAUGCUGUUCCAUGUCGUGCUGCGGUCGGGCCUCCUGCAUGCCCACUACAUUGACCAGGACGGACAGCAGCAGCCCGCUGGGCCCCUUUUCAUCGUUCAGCAUCUCUUCCUGACGUUUCCCAGGAUCAUCUUCAUGCUGGGUUUUCUCGUCUUCGUCUUCAUGCUGUUGGCUGGAUACACCCUGUUCCAUCUGUACUUAGCCUUAAUCAACCAAACGUCCAACGAGUGGUACAAAGGCAGAGCGCGGGGAUGCCAGCACUGCCAGGCCGGCCCAGGACCUCCCUGCCCCCCCCAGGCUGGGAUUACCAGAAGCUUCUACAACAGAGGCAUCUUGCGAAACCUGCAGGAAAUCUUCAGGCCUCUCACUCACAGCAAGAAGAAAAAAAAAUAGCAAGCCUGGCCGUUGUUGACAGGGUAGCAGCACUGGUGCUUGGAAGUUCCUGACAUGGUGGAAAGCUGCUUUACGGAGAUCAUGUGUAUUUAUCUUUAAAUGUAAUGACUGAACACUACAAGUAAAACUGCAACUAUUUUGAAAAAGCAGUGUUCUGCAGUCAAAAAGCAAAUUUACUUUUUAGUUUGUCACAUACAAGAAUAAAUGACCUCUUGAAUUUUACAGCUUGACCUUAAUGUUAAACUUCUAUAUUACAGUAACUAGUUCAGUAAUAGCAUUAUACAUUUUUACAAGGCAAAGUACAUAUGCCAAUUCCAGUAGAAAAGUCGUGAGCUGACAUGCUCAGAUAUUAGUCACAAUAAGGUUAACAUUUUGUGAUUGUGACUCCAGGGAUCUUCAAAGUAAAUUGGCCAUUUUAUAGAUACUACCCACUGACUAAUGUCAUCUUAUAGUUGCCCAUAACUGGAAAUCUGUUACACUUAGCUUAAAAGUGGUGUAACAAUUGCGUCCCAGCACAUAUUUAAAAAAAAAAAAAGCAGAAUGAGUUGCUAUUCCUGAAUGGCAUCAUCUUCAGUGUGGGUGUUUAAUUUUGAUAAAGUCUUUUAUUUUUUUUAAAUAAACACUGAACUUCACACA